AUAAAAUCGUGAUACUCGACAACUCUGAAUCGAACAGUGCUGCAAAACGUCCUACGGUUUCCGCGGAAACCAUUUCUUGGAUUUGCAUUUGCUUUGAGAUCGAAAAUGUCUGUUCCCUCGCCAAAUCCCACUGUGAUUCUCCAAAGUAAGCGCUUUAACGCUUUGCGCAAUGUCCUGGAGCGCGAGGGACCCUUCUGCAAAGACGACUUUUCGUCGUCGCCUGACAACUUGGAGUUUCUGCAGACCAAGUGCAAGGUUCUGAUCAUCGGAGCCGGCGGUCUGGGAUGCGAGUUGCUCAAGGAUUUGGCUCUGAUGGGCUUCGGUAACCUUCACGUCAUCGACAUGGACACCAUCGAGCUAUCCAAUCUGAACCGACAGUUCCUAUUCCGGCGGACAGACAUAGGGUCCUCCAAAGCUGAGUGUGCGGCUCGAUUUGUCAACGGACGAGUGCCCACUUGCCGGGUGACCCCACACUUCAAGAAAAUUCAGGAUUUCGACGAGACCUUCUACCAGCAGUUCCACCUCAUUGUCUGCGGCCUAGACUCAAUUGUGGCCCGCCGCUGGAUCAACGGCAUGUUGCUCUCCAUGCUGCGAUAUGAGGACGAUGGCACCAUAGAUACCAGCUCCAUCAUACCCAUGAUAGAUGGCGGCACCGAGGGAUUCAAGGGCAAUGCCCGCGUUAUUCUGCCGGGCUACACAGCCUGCAUAGAGUGCACCUUGGACCUGUUUCCACCGCAAGUCAACUAUCCACUGUGCACCAUUGCAAACACACCGCGACUGCCUGAGCACUGCAUUGAAUACGUAAAGAUCAUACAGUGGGACAAGGAGAGCCCCUUUGGCGUCCCACUCGACGGCGACGAUCCCCAGCACAUCGGAUGGGUGUACGAACGCGCCUUAGAGCGAGCCAACGAAUUCAACAUCACCGGCAUCACCUAUCGCUUGGUCCAGGGCGUCGUCAAGCACAUUAUUCCCGCCGUGGCCAGUACGAACGCGGCAAUAGCUGCCGCCUGCGCCAUGGAGAUCUUCAAGCUGGCCACCAGCUGCUACGACAGCAUGUCCAACUACCUGAACUUCAACGAUCUGGACGGGAUCUACACCUACACCUACGAGGCUGAGAAAUCGGAAGGUUGUUUGGCCUGCAGCAACACGCCCCAGCCGCUGCCCGUGGAAGAUCCAAAUACCACCACUUUGGAGGACGUAAUCAAGCUGCUGUGCGACUCGCCUCGCUUCCAGCUCAAGAACCCAGCGCUCACCACCGUGAUGAAGGAUGGAAAGCAGCGAACGCUGUACAUGGCCACGGUGAAGAGCAUUGAGGAGGCCACGCGGAAGAACCUGACACAGUCGCUGGGCGAACUGGGCCUGCAGGACGGCCAGCAGUUGACGGUAACGGAUAUCACCUCGCCCUCUGCCAUGACCCUACAGCUGAAGUAUCAGGCGAACGAGGUAGAGAUGGUCUAAGUUGUAUUGAAUCACAGUAGGCAACAAUUUUACAUGUAAAUAAAAAUGCCGCAGGCUCA
Messenger RNA from Drosophila kikkawai, 1517 nucleotides. RefSeq names its product Ubiquitin-like activating enzyme 3 (gene Uba3). Gene Ontology annotation, molecular function: NEDD8 activating enzyme activity. The record is from RefSeq and is a predicted model, not a curated record. Gene Ontology annotation, cellular component: cytoplasm; nucleus. Gene Ontology annotation, biological process: protein neddylation. Lineage: Eukaryota; Metazoa; Arthropoda; Insecta; Diptera; Drosophilidae.